Molecule: messenger RNA, 1181 nt
Organism: Lytechinus variegatus (green sea urchin)
Lineage: Eukaryota; Metazoa; Echinodermata; Echinoidea; Temnopleuroida; Toxopneustidae
Gene: eif3f
Product: eukaryotic translation initiation factor 3 subunit F-like
Exons: 8
Coding region: 14-871 (285 amino acids)
Biological process (GO): translational initiation
Cellular component (GO): eukaryotic translation initiation factor 3 complex, eIF3m
Molecular function (GO): translation initiation factor activity; metallopeptidase activity; translation initiation factor binding
Source: RefSeq, a predicted model, not a curated record
CCUUCCCCAACCAAUGAUGGCAGCAUCCAAAAUGGCGGUCUCAGCAAAAGUCGUGAAUAUCCAUCCGGUAGUUUUAUUCAGCAUUGUUGACUCUUUCGAGAGGCGGACAGAUGAAUCAGCACGUGUAAUCGGAACUCUACUUGGUACGAGUAUUCAAGGAGUUGUUGAAGUCACAAAUUGUUUCUGUGUGCCUCACAAUGAAUCAGAAGAUGAGGUUGCUGUGGACAUGGAGUUUGCCAAAAACAUGUUUGAGUUACAUAAAAAGGUGAACUCGUGGGAGAACAUUGUAGGAUGGUAUGCAACAGGAAGUGAAAUCACAGGUCACUCUGUGCUGAUACACGAUUACUAUUCCAGGGAAUGUCAGAACCCGAUACACGUCACAGUCGAUACGACGAUGGUAGACCUCAACAUGUCAGUCAAGACAUGGGUUAGGCAAAACAUGGGUGUUCCCGACAAGUCGCAAGGCACCGUCUUCAUUCCAAUUCCAAUGAAAAUUGCCUUCCAUCAACCAGAAAAAGUAGCAAUGGAUGCAUUUAUAAGAGAGACGGAUCCCAACAGGAAAACCAUCGAGUUGACGACGGAUCUACAGUACGUAUCUAAGGCCUCGGGUAAACUUCAAGAGAUGUUAACAAGGGUGCUCCAGUAUGUUGAUGAUAUUCUGACUGGAAAGACUCCGGCUGAUAACCAGAUUGGCAGAUUCCUGAUGAAUCUGGUAUCCAACGUUCCUAAGCUCCAACCUGAAGAGUUUGAUCAGAUGCUCAAUAAUAGUAUGAAGGAUCUCCUAAUGGUUGUCUACUUAUCCGGUCUGAUAGAGACACAGCUCACUCUCAAUGAAAAGCUUACGUUAUCAAAAGCAGCAAAUUCACUUUAGGGUUUCAUAUCUUCGAGGGGUAAGGGAAGGGGGGGGGGGUUCAAAUCUUAAUAUAGAUGGGAUGGUGUUUCAUAAGUCUGUUCGUAAAGUAACGCACAACUUUACGAACGACUGGAACAUGUUCUUAUACAUAGGGAUAUAUCAUGUAGCACAAGAAAGGGUCACCAGUCGUGCUUAAAAGUCAUUCUUAACUUACGAACAGCUUUAUGAAACGGGCCCCUGGUAUCUUCGAGGACCACACUUCAUAACCUGGGGGCCGUUUCAUAAAGCUGAUCGUAAGUUAAGAGCAACUGUUGACCUUUCUUACGCG